GGAGAGCGCAGAGCGGGGCGCCGAGAGAAGAUCUCCGGAGCUGGGUCUGCGAGGGAGCUGGGCGCAGGGACCGAGGAGGUGCUGGCGGCGGCGGGCGAUGCUGCUGCUGCCUGCCUGCACCGGGCUCCACUGCUGGGGGUGAAGGCUCAGCCAAGCCAAACCCAGCGGCCAAGGGAGUCCAAAGCGGGACCAGAGUUGGAAGAGAGAGAGAGAAAGGAGGAGGUAGUGCUGGUGGAGGAGGAUGGGCUGUGGGGGAAGCCGCGCUGAUGCCAUCGAGCCCCGCUACUACGAGAGCUGGACACGAGAGACCGAGUCCACCUGGCUGACCAACACAGACACAGACCUGCAGCUCUCGGCUACGGCUACUGCCACCGGGCUGAGUCCCGGGGAACCGGACAGCGGCCCGGAGGCAGGCGGCCUGCGGGACCAGGGCUCCCUGUACACGGGUGAAAAAAGAGCGCAAGCAGAUGCCAGCAAGAGAAGUCACCUUCAGUGUUACCAAAAGCAUCCGACCAAUGGACAGAGAUAGAAGAAUUAUGAAGACUCGGGUGAAUUAGCUAUGCUUUCCAAUCAAAGGGAGGAUGACUAGUGCCAUUUGGCGGUACUUUGAUGAUCCCACAAGGGAACUUAAAGAAACAUGAUGGUCCUAAUUGAACAGGCUAAAUUGCUGAGUGCCUUCGGUUACUUUGCAUCUCUUAUGUGGCAGCAAAUAGCUGCCAUCAGUGUUUGGACAUUUACUGAGCUGUCUUUAUCUAAUGUGUUAGCACAGUAUUCCUAUGUGAUAAUAAACUGCUAAUGGAUCGUUUGG
Messenger RNA from Gracilinanus agilis (Agile Gracile Mouse Opossum), 808 nucleotides. It is a transcript of the gene BAALC, whose product is annotated as BAALC binder of MAP3K1 and KLF4. NCBI's taxonomy places the organism in Eukaryota, Metazoa, Chordata, Mammalia, Didelphimorphia, Didelphidae. Gene Ontology annotation, cellular component: cytoplasm. The transcript is spliced from 2 exons. Bases 242 to 529 code for a protein of 95 amino acids. The record is from RefSeq and is a predicted model, not a curated record.